AUGUCUCGAUGUCAUUUAACACAGUUUGAUCGACUUGAGCCUGUCUUGAUUUUGUCUUUAUUGACCUUACUCGAUAAAUCCAAAGAUGGAGACUGGAAAAAAGACACAGUCAGCAAAGGUGAUAUCCUAGACGAUCUAGACACGCAACCCAUUCCAAAAAAAGCUCAGCAAAAAAAGCAAAAAGCAGAACUCUUAAAUGACCAAAAGUUGCAGCUGAUGGUGAACAAAGAUGUACGGCGAUCUCAAAAGCAAAUCCAAUUGGAUGAAAAAUAUUCCAUGAGUGCUGGCAACAGUCCAGCUCAUUCACCCAAGGGAUCACCUUUACCUACACCCUCCAGCUCAGCAAGUCAGUUGAACACCAAAGAUCAGUCACUCAAGGCUUCAAGCCAUGGCAAAUUGGCUCGGCUGUUUAAUAGCUUAUCCACAUACCAACAAGACAAUGAACCUGUAUCCCGAGACCAAUCAUUGGAGAAGCACUAUGAUCAUCAGUCCAGUCUUCCUGCUGGUUAUGUGUACCGUGAUAACCCACCACCUAGUCUUAAGAGUAUUCAAUGGGAUACCAAAAAAAAGUUUUCUGGUUCUUUAGAUUAUCAAACCAAAGUACCUUACUCUAAUCGACAUUCAACCUCUGAAUACUAUUAUCAAUAA
This is a messenger RNA of Gilbertella persicaria, 648 nucleotides long. RefSeq lists its product as uncharacterized. NCBI's taxonomy places the organism in Eukaryota, Fungi, Mucoromycota, Mucoromycetes, Mucorales, Choanephoraceae. The record is from RefSeq and is a predicted model, not a curated record. The coding region runs from base 1 to 648 and encodes 215 amino acids. The transcript has a single exon.